Messenger RNA from Xiphophorus maculatus (southern platyfish), 2199 nucleotides. Its product is annotated as GTPase IMAP family member 2-like. The record is from RefSeq and is a predicted model, not a curated record. The transcript has 2 exons. Bases 35 to 973 code for a protein of 312 amino acids. Lineage: Eukaryota; Metazoa; Chordata; Actinopteri; Cyprinodontiformes; Poeciliidae. Gene Ontology annotation, molecular function: GTP binding.
GUCAGAAGAAACCAACAACCUGUGAAGAGCAAACAUGGCCAGCAAAAUGCCUCAACGAAAAGAACCAAACCUCAGGAUGGUGCUUAUUGGGAAAACUGGAGUUGGGAAGAGUGCAGCAGGAAACACCGUCCUGGGGAGGAAACCUUUUGAGUCCAAACUGUCUCCUUCCUCCCUGACGUCAGUUUGUAAGAAGGAACUGGGAGAGUUUGAGGAUCAGACUUUGGCUGUGGUCGACACUCCGGGUCUGUUUGACACCAGCAAACAGGAGACUAUUCUGACAGAAAUAGUCAGAUGCAUCUCAUUUGCUGCUCCUGGUCCUCAUGUGUUCCUGGUGGUGAUCCAGCCAAACAGAUUCACAGAGGAAGAACAGAAGACCAUCAAAAUCAUUCAGACGACGUUUGGAGAGAAGGCAGCGUGUUACACCAUGGUGCUGUUCACCCAUGGAGACGAUCUGGAGGAGGAGAACGUCUCCAUUGAGGAAUUUAUUCAGAAAAGCACACCUCUCCGUGCUUUUGUCAAUCAGUGUGGAGGAGGAUAUCACGUCUUCAACAACAGAAACAAAGAUCCGUCUCAGGUCAGAGAGCUGCUGGAGAAGAUCAACAGGAUGGCUCAGACACACGGAGGAAGCUACUACACAAACGAGAUGCUACAAGAAGCUGAGAGAGCUAUUAAAAAAGCAACUAAGGAAAUUCAGGAUAAAAAUCCAGGUACAGAUCCUAAUGAUGCAAGGAGAAAGGCAGAGGAAGAUAACGAGUUUAUUAGUAAGUCAGUGAAUGUUGGAGCUGUUAUUGGAGGCGUUGGAGGAGUUGCUGUUGGUGCAGGAAUCGCUGCCGGGACUAAGACGGGGGCUGUAGUUGGAUCUUUUGCCGGUCUGGCUGGAGCUGCUGUUGGAGCUGGUGUUGGAGCUUGUGUGGGAUUAGCAGUGGCAGGUAUAGUUGCUGCUGUGGAAAAGGAUGCCUGUGUCAUACAGUGAAUAUGCUUUAAUUAUAAUUAAAGCCAUGUUAUCAUAAACACAUCAAGUUUUUUACUGCUUUUAUUAUUUCACUAAGCAUCUAUGUUUAAUUUUAGAGAAGUGUCACUGAUGGUUGAUGAUGUCAUCACUGAUGACGUCAUCACUGCAUGUGGGGAUGAUAAUGUAAUUAUUGCAACUAAAAGCACGAGUGUGAAACUUUAAUAAAAAUGAUUUUUGCAUAUUUGUUGAACCUGUCACCAUGUCAAGACAUUAUAAGGUGAAGCAGAUAAUCUGUGAAAAGCUCAAACUGUUGCAGUCUGAAGAAAAGCACCACUCACAACCACAACAACCAAUCAGAGACAGAAGGAGGGGCUUAGCGCUGUCAAGCACGCUCAUGCACUCACUGCCAAAUGUGGCAGGAAAAACAGCAUCAUGCUACAGGAAAACAGUUUAUUCAGUUCAUUUAUGGCUGUGAUGAAGCAGAGAGAAAAGGGUAGGAUGUGAGCAGCACAUACAUGAUGGUGAUGGACAGCGAUAAGACCCGCCUCCUGGCUCUGAUUUGUUGUUUCUAAUGUGUAUUUCUGACAGCCUGAGAAACGAAGCUUAGGGUUCAGUUUGUUCAGAUUGUCUCAUACUUUAACUCUUUCAACAAACGUAUAAAAAACAUUUUUCAUAAAAGUUAAAUACUGCUGCUUUAAUGGAGGUCCUUGAUUUCUGACCAAUAUGAUUAUAUUUUUCAUUUUUAUGUCUUAUUUUUAUGUCUUAUGAACCAAAAGUUCCCAUUUAUAAAAUAAGCUGAACUCUGUGCAUCACUAGUUAAUCAGGAUUUAUGUUCAUAUCUUCAUAUUCAGUUAACCAGAACAAUGAGGCCCAUCUGUCAGAUUAAUAAACAUCAUUUUUUUUAUCUCACAGUUCUAUAUUAAAAUUUUUUUUAUUAUUUCAUGUAAUAUUUUGAUUUUAAAUGUCAUGUUUUUAUUGAAAAUCAUCACAAUUCACAGGAAUUAAGGCAUUAAUCCAAACAUUGUGUUUCACUCAGUGAUGAAGUUAUCAGGAUAAAGGAAUAAAUUAACUUUCAAAUAAUAUUCUGGCUUAUUAAAUAUGGCUGAAUCUGGAAUUUUUGUAAUGACUAAAUUAACUGAUUUCAUGUUUCUGUGUAAACUGUAUGUUUGUGCCUUGAAGACAUUUAACUAGAAAGAUUCUAUGUACAAUAAUCUGUGUGAAACAUGUUAAUAAAAGCUUUUUUUUCA